Molecule: messenger RNA, 8849 nt
Organism: Onychostruthus taczanowskii (white-rumped snowfinch)
Lineage: Eukaryota; Metazoa; Chordata; Aves; Passeriformes; Passeridae
Gene: GRAMD1B
Product: GRAM domain containing 1B
Exons: 20
Coding region: 91-2712 (873 amino acids)
Biological process (GO): intracellular sterol transport
Cellular component (GO): plasma membrane; endoplasmic reticulum membrane; endoplasmic reticulum-plasma membrane contact site
Molecular function (GO): sterol binding; sterol transfer activity
Source: RefSeq, a predicted model, not a curated record
GAAGGCGAGUUGUGGCUUUGCGGUGUGGUUUACGCCGAGAUCAGAGCUACGAGUGCCUGGGGGUGGGAGCAGAAGGAGAAAGGGCGUCUGAUGCCAGCUGCCAACAUGACAGAAACCCUGCAGCUCCCGGCGCUGCGGGUCCCCGAGCAGCAGGUGCUGGAGGGCGGCUGCGCCUGGUCCAGCUCGUCCACCCCGACCCUGCGCAGGAAGCGCUUCAAGAUGAGGCGGAUGAAGAACGUGCAGGAGCAGAGCCUGGAGGCCGGCAGGUACCAGGAGUCUCCUUCCUCCAGCAAGGAAUACCUGCAGCUCCCAUCCAUUGAGAUCACCCCCUCCAGUGACGAGGACACCCCCUGGUCCAACUGCUCCACUCCCAGUGCCUCCCCGCGCCGCAAGCGCUUCCUCCUUCGGAAGUGGCUGCGCGUCCGAGAGAAGAAGGAGUGCAGUGAGAGCAGCAGCCAGCAGAGCAGCCAGCAGAGCAGCCACGACGAUGACUCUGCCCGCUUCCUGAGCCCCUCCAUGCGCGAGGACAGUACCGCCAGUAACUCCAACCGCAGCACGCCCGCCUGCUCCCCGAUCCUGCGCAAACGCUCGCGCUCGCCCACGCCGCAGGACGCCCCGGGGGACGCCAUGGUGGAGAAGGGCUCCGACCACUCCUCGGACAAGUCCCCGUCCACGCCGGAGCAGGGUGUCCAGCGGAGCUGCUCCUCCCAGUCAGGCCGCAGCGGGGCCAAGAACUCCAAGAAAAGCCAGAGUUGGUAUAAUGUGUUGAGCCCCACGUACAAGCAGCGCAAUGAGGAUUUCAGGAAACUCUUCAAGCAGCUCCCGGACACCGAGCGCCUCAUCGUGGAUUACUCAUGUGCUCUCCAGAGGGACAUUCUCCUGCAGGGCCGCCUCUACCUCUCCGAGAACUGGAUCUGCUUCUACAGCAACAUCUUCCGCUGGGAGACCCUGCUGACAGUUCGCUUGAAGGACAUCUGCUCCAUGACCAAGGAGAAGACAGCACGGCUCAUUCCCAAUGCCAUCCAAGUUUGCACUGACACUGAAAAGCACUUUUUUACUUCCUUUGGGGCUCGGGACAGGACGUACAUGAUGAUGUUCAGACUCUGGCAGAAUGCUCUGCUUGACAAGCCCCUGUGCCCGAAGGAGCUCUGGCACUUUGUCCACCAGUGUUACGGCAACGAGCUGGGGCUGACCAGCGACGACGAAGACUACGUGCCUCCCGAUGAUGACUUCAACACCAUGGGCUACUGCGAAGAAAUCCCCGUGGAGGAGAAUGAAGUCAACGACAGCUCCUCCAAGAGCAGCAUGGAGGCCAAGCCAGAAGCCAGCCCUCAGCUGCCAAAGAAAUCUGUCACUGCCAGCACCCUGACCUCCACGGGAAGCAGUGAAGCCCCAGCCUCGUUCGAUGGAGUGCUCCCAGAAGAGGAGGAGGCAGUGGCAGAGAGUCCUGUGGAGAAGGACCUUGGCAUUGCCAACAUCAUGGGAGAGAAGAUCGACAUCAUUGGCCCUGUGAACUCCCCCUCCCUGGACUUCAAUGACAACGAGGACAUUCCCACAGAGCUCAGUGACUCCUCAGACACCCACGAUGAAGGGGAAGUCCAGGCCUUUUACGAGGACCUGAACGGGCGCCAGUACGUGAACGAGGUGUUCAACUUCAGCGUGGACAAGCUCUACGACCUGCUCUUCACUGACUCCCAGUUCCAGAGGGACUUCAUGGAGCAGCGCCGCUUCUCUGACAUUAUCUUUCACCCCUGGAAGAAGGAGGAAAAUGGCAAUCAGACCAGAGUGAUCCUGUACACCAUCACCCUCACCAACCCUCUGGCCCCCAAAACUGCCACAGUCACUGAGACUCAGACAAUGUACAAAGCCAGCCAGGAGAGCGAGUGCUAUGUCAUAGAUGCAGAGGUGCUAACUCACGACGUCCCCUACCACGAUUAUUUCUACACCAUUAACCGCUACACGUUGACUCGUGUUGCCAGAAACAAAAGCCGACUCAGGGUUUCCACAGAAUUACGCUACAGGAAACAGCCUUGGGGGCUGGUGAAAUCCUUCAUUGAGAAGAAUUUUUGGAGCGGCCUGGAAGAUUAUUUCCGUCACUUAGAGAGCGAGCUGACCAAAACAGAGAGCACGUACCUGGCUGAGGUGCACAGACAAUCCCCCAAAGAGAAGGUGAGCAAGCAAUCCACGGUGCGGCGGCGGAAACGCGCCCACGCCCACCUGAGGGUGCCACACCUGGAGGAGGUGCUCAGCCCCGUCACCACCCCCACGGAUGAGGAGGUUGCCCAUCGAAUCAAGCACGUGGCAGGUUCCACUCAGACACGGCACAUCCCUGAGGAGAGCCCCAGUGGCUUCCACCUGCAGAGUGUCUCCAAGCUGCUCCUUGUCAUCAGCUUUGUUCUGGUGCUGCUGGUCAUUCUCAACAUGAUGCUGUUCUACAAACUCUGGAUGUUGGAGUACACCACGCAGACGCUGACAGCGUGGCAGGGCCUGAGGCUGCAGGAGAGGUUACCCCAGUCUCAGACAGAGUGGGCCCAGUUGCUGGAGUCCCAGCAGAAGUACCACGACUCAGAGCUGCAGAAAUGGCGCGAGAUCAUCAAAUCCUCGGUGAUGCUCCUGGACCAGAUGAAGGAUUCUCUAAUAAAUCUCCAGAAUGGCAUCGGGUCCAGGGACUUCGGGUCAGAUCCAGAGGAGAAAAGGAAACGUUUCCAUUAACAGGCAGGAAUGCAGGAGGCCAGAGGACGGUGUGCAAUAUGUGUAAAUAGGAUAUAUAAAUAUAUAUAUAAAUAUAUAUAUAUAUACAGAUAUAAAUAUAUAUAUUAUAUACAGAUUUUAAGAGAAAAAAAAGAAAAAAAAAAAAGAAAAAAAGCCUGAAGAGGGGAAGGAGUGACCUCCAACACUGGCUGAACUGGAGGGUCUCUGGGCGUGUGGGUGUGUGUGUGGGAGGGCUGUGCUCUCCCAGCACUGAGGUGUGCUGAGGGCCGUGCCCAGCUCUGCUCCCUGGGCCCGUGCACUGCUCCUCUGUAAUAUUCCUGUCUGUCUGUCUGUCUGUUUCUGUUGUCUCAAAGGGAAGCAUCAGUGUGAGUGCCCCCCUGCCCGUCCCCAUCCCCUCCCUGCGCAUGGAGGUCCCUGCUUGGCUCUGUUACCUCCCAGAGGGGACACUGUCACCUCCCUCCCCCUGCUGCCUGCAGGGCACACAGGGCUGGCAGUCGCAGUCAAUCCCUUGCAGAGCUGCUUUGGAGAGGAGGGGGAGCUGCUGUGGCUCUGUGGAGGGCAGAUCCCCCUGGCAGGCCCCUCCUGGGGCAGGAAUUUGCUGUCAGGGCAGCCAGGCUGGCUCAGAGAGCAGAGCACAGAGGUGACCGAGCUGCAAUCCCUUCCACAACCCCCCCGUGUUCCUGCUGUCCUGAUGCAGUGAGAGCCAGGGGAGGGUCUGCCUGCCAGGUGUGUGGGAAGGGGAGAGCACACCUGUGACAGUGUCCCCUUUUCCUGUUCUCUGCUUUCCCUGUGCUUGGGCCCCUGCCACUGAGCCACCCCUGUGCUGCAGGUCUGCAUCGCUGCUGGAAUCACCACGGUGGGAGGACCCAAAUUUAAACACAAAACCAAAAUUAGGAUUGAUUUGCAAGCACUCCCACUACCCAGCUCAGCAAAUCUCUCUCCUGUUUGUUCACCCAGCCCUUGUCUUGUAAAAUCUGUGGGAAAACAGAGGGGGGGGGGAAACCAGCUUCCUUUCCUUGCCUGGGAUAAACUUACAUAAUUGUAUCUAUGCAGCAAGAGCCAUCACUGUGGAUAUUUAUGUGACUGCAUCUGUGGAGCAACAAGGCUUCCAAAAAUCCAGGAGAGGUCAGGAAGGUGACAGGGACCAUGGGAGGAAAGGAAAAAGGGCCCAUCAGAGGGUGGCAGGACAGAGCUGGCUGUGAGGGUGUCUCCAUCAGCUGGGUAGUGCAGCCCUGGGAGGCAGCCAGGUGCCAGAGCUGCACUAGAAGAAAGCCAGUGUGCAUUUUCAGUUCUUCUGGGGGAUAAUUCCAGACUCCAUUAGCAGCCAGAUGGGGAAGAGGGGCAGCUUGGCUGUGCUGUGCAAUGCACAGACUCCAUGGGGAUUGGAGUGGGGAUGCAGGCUGCUUCUUGGAGUGUUUAAUAAAUGGUUUUGCCUCUCCCCCAGCCAGGUGGGUGAUGAGAAUGUGAGUCCCACUUUGUCCAACACUGGGAUUUUUCCACCUUCUGGCUGGCAGGAGGGAGGCAGCUGCACAUCCCCAGUUUGGAAAUGGUGCAGUUGUAGCUCCUCCAGGAUGAAUAAUUGGUCUCACACCAUUCUGUAGCACAGAAUAUCCUCAGUGCAGCCUGAGGAAAACCCUCUAAGCUCCCACUUUCCAGUGGAUGCAGGAGUGACCUGCUGAUUUCUCCCCAGGACCAAGUGCUAAACACAUGCCCCACACAAGACUCCCAUGUGCAGGAGCAUGGAUGGAGCCAGGCUAUCAAAAGGACAUUUCAGACUGUGAAAGCAAGCUCCAGCUGGGGAAAACCAGAGAGUAAUGGCUAUUUAUGACUAUUUAUUUAAUUUAAUGCUGCUGACUACUGUACUGCUCCCUGACUUUUUCCCAGGGAGGCUGCUGAAAUGGCUGCUGUACCAUGAAAUUGAGGUGCUAGGGCCUGGGAAGGGCUUUCUGGGGCUCAUUUUCCCCACUGUGACUUGCCAGACUGUCCCAGAGUCCCCCUUCCCCCUCUUAGCCACUCCCACAAUUACUAAGCACACAGAAUUCUCCUGCUGCUGGGAUUUCCCUCUUCUAGAAUUUAAUUUCAAGCACCAGGCAGGACCACGCAGAGGAAUGCCUGGGAUCCACCCUGCCAGGAAAGAGCACACUGUGCAAGAGGAACCUGGAAUGUGGGGACUCUUCCAUGCAGAGAAAGCAGAGAGGGUCACAGAUAAAUGCUGCUGAUCAGUGUUUGCUGCUCACAUUCUGUCAGGGAGGCAAGGAGCCCUUUUUCUCCCCCUGAAUCCUUUCUCCCGUGCAGAUUUCCUGCUGCAGGCUCAGGAUGUUCCCUCAGGCUGAGCCCCAGAGACAGAACUGCACAAGCUCUAUUAAAUCACUGUCAGGCCAGGCAGCUGUAGCAAUCUCACCACUGAUAUUUGUCCUACCUGCACAUUAAAGUGGGGUUUUUAAAUUGUUUGACACCCAUCCUGCCACUCAGCAAUGUGAAUUCCUUCAGUGAGAGCACAAGGGCAGCAGAACUUGGUGCUGCAGUGUCCUUCACACUGAGGGAGAUUUCUUUUUGAGGCCUUAGGGCUUCGGCUUUUUCUGGCUCUUUCUUUUUCCCACUUGGCAGCCAGUCUGCCUGGGAGUUGGAUGGGAUUCACAGUCUUGUUUUGCCUCUUAAUCUCUCACAGUAGUAAUAAAAAGGGGAAACGCAAGGUCUUAAGGCACUAAGGGUGAGGGUUUAAAGAAAACCUUGGAGUGUUUUCACUUCCUCUGCAGAGCUGGGAUAGGAAUCAGCUGCCCCUGAGCAGUCCCAGCUGACAGGCUAAUUCCUUCUGGAGCCAGAGACAAUUUUGGAUUACAUUUCCUGGAGGGAUCAGUAACACUUUCUAGGAGUGAGAGGCCUGAAUAAUGUUACAGAGGGUGGUGCUUCCCCCAGCACUCACAGCCAAGGCUGGCUUCCAGCAGCAGGGUUUUGCUUCUCCCCUUGCUCACUCAUCAGAAAUCCCCCUGGAUUCUUUCCAGGUGCAUUUCCCCUUCCAGUCUGACCCUUGCACCUGCACAUCUGCUGGGGUUUGAUUUGCACCAUCUGAACAACCACCAAAACAGGGAUUUUUUAAAAAUUAUAUUUAUUUUUUAAAAGGCAUUUCUCCAGCCAAGCAUGCAAAAGCAAUGCCAACAGCUUGUAGCCUCAUUCCUGCCAAGGAAGAUGCUUCCUGUUGGGAGGAGGGAGAAGGGGGAGCAGGAGGCUCUGAUCCACCAGUUUGUGACAUCCUCACUGAUCUUACCUUGGCACAACCUCAGCCCUGAUAAAUACACACCUUAGCUUAGCUUAUCUUAGAGUUCUGGCAGCUGGGAUUUGAGUGGAUUUGAGUCCUGGGUCAGUGCUGUGCAGCCAGGCAUUCCCAGAGUGGAUACCAGAGGUUCCUACAGCAGCAUCUGCCUGUGAAGCCUCUGAAGGACCAAAAAACCAGGUUAUUCCAACCAAAAACCAGAUUAUCCCAAGGCAGGGGCACUGCUGGGCCUGCACAUUCCAGAGAGUAAAUAUGGGAAAAUGAAAGGCAGAGAGGCACUUGCAGUGGGAAGGAGUUAGCUGUUAACAGGAUAAUGAGCUUUUUGGGUGCUCUGCACUCCAGGCACUCCUCAGUCACAAAACUGUGCUGUGAAGUCACACUAACUGAUACUGACUUGUGUCUGAGCCCUUCCUGCCUGCCUUUGGGACAGGAGAAGAGAGGCACAUGCCUUUGAUGUCCCCUGAGCUGCCUGUGUGACACACAGGCUGCAUUUACACCUCUGGCUGCUGUCCCUGUCUGCUGGGUGACACCUGACCCUGCUUGGAUGCUUCUCAUCUUAAAACAGAAACCUUGGACACAGGGAAUGUCUCUAGUGAAGUAUGACCCUGGGUUGGAAGAGGAAAGGUUUCAAAGCACAAGGCUUUGCUGGAUUUGGAGCCCUGAAGGCACAAAACUGCCUGUGAAAUAACAGGGCAUGUACUGGGAGAUCCCCUCUAGGAAUGCUAAUCCUGGAAUGCUAAUCCAUGUCCUUAUCAGACAGCUUCAGCAGCUCACCUGGGUGUAGAUAAGGACAGACACUUCAGCCUCCUUGGCUCCUCAGCACUGUCCUGGUCGUCACAUAAGAGUUUAUUCUUACCUUUGUGCAAAAAGGUAGAAAUUUCUUUUCCAGAGAGUGGCUGAAGACACUUUUGGUCUGGGCAUUUGAGACCUUUUGGAUUUGCUCUGGUGUGCUGCAGCAGCUGUUCUCCCCAGGAGCACCUGCCCUUCCCCACGAGCACAGAAACAAACUCCUGAUUUACAGCUGGAACUGUCUGGUUCCAUGUUACACUGAAAAUCAGUCUUAAAAUCACUGUUUAAAGCAGCAGUGCCUGGCUCAGGGGAGGCAGCUCUGUCCUGUCUGCCCAGGCAGCUGCUGCCACCCCCAGCUCUUGACAGAUCAGUGCUUUCUGCACUGCCUGCUCAGCUCCAAGGGGCUCUCCCCACGGAUCUCUGCCAGGCUGCCACUGACACAGCCCAUGGCACAGUUCCCUGGCCUCUGGCUUCAUCUUUCCAGCCUCAGCACCACUUAAAAUACUGACAGGGGCUUGCUUAAAACACAGCUCAGAACAGACACUCUGGAACCAAAGCCUCCGAGGGAAGUGGCUCACAGAGCACCUGUGCCAGGGUGGUUCCUGUGCUGAUUUUCCAGCCUGUUCCCCACUGGACAUGCUGUGAUCACUGUGGCUCACAGAGCACCUGUGCCAGGGUGGUUCCUGUGCUGAUUUUCCAGCCUGUUCCCCACUGGACAUGCUGUGAUCACUGUGGCUCACAGAGCACCUGUGCCAGUUUGGUUCCUGUGCUGAUUUUCCAGCCUGUUCCCCACCAGACACGCUCUGAUCUCUGUGUUUGCAGUCUCUCCAGCACGAGUCUCUCUGUGCCAUAAAACCUCUCUUUUUCCAGAUGUGCACACUGGCCAAAUACUCUCGUGUCUUGGGUGACUGUGAUCAAGGCCAUUCCCUGAUCUAGGCAGACAGCAUGGGCUUCUCUUAGCAUGGAUCAUGGCAUGCCAUGCCCUCCUCCUCUCCCACACGUUUUGCAGUGCUUGCUAUGGCUUUUCCCUGUCCCCUCGCACCUCUGCUGCUGGACAAUCAUUACCUGUGUCAUAGAUGGUCUGACCUGGUGCUGUCCCUGCCUGCCUUCCCCUCCUGCAGUCUGUAUGCUCUUCAAGUGAAUGUGUUUUGUUUUAUUUUAUUUUUUUUUUCAGUAGGGAAAAGGACUUCCUUCUGCUGAAGGAAUUAUAUUUGCACAUGGCUCGGGGAGGUUCCUCCUCUGGCCGUUUCUGUUACCUCACUCAUUUAGGCCAAUUCCAUUGCUAACGUUCAAGGCCACCUUCCCUGACCCAAACCCCGAGAGUAGGUAGGGAAUGAACCCCGAUGUGCAGCUCAGGUUCUGGAGCUGCCCAGUGGAAUCAGGAUUUGGGAGAGCCGCUGUUACAGCUCCAUCCAGCAGGGAGGUGGAGCCUGUGCCACGCACGUCAUCCCCAUCUCCACCUGCUGGGAAAUGGCCCUUGGAGAGCAGGAGUGGAAGCACCGACCUGGCUCUGGGCUGGAUGUGGAGGGAGGGAAGAGCAGCAGAGCAGUGGCAGCAUCACAACCUCCCACGAGCAGCCCAGGACAUCACCAUUCCAGUGGGAUUUCAUCUCCCACCCCGUGCUCCAGGGCUGGAGAAAGCUGCUAAAACCCUGGGGCGUGUUCUCGCCACGCGGGUCCUGCAGUUCCUGUGCACAAGGGAUGAUGAACGAGGGUCUGCUCUCCUCAGCACGGCACAGGAGCGGCUCCUACAACCACCACAGGCACCUGCUUCCCUGCUGGAAUCCCCUCCAGACCCAGGGGCUGAUGGCUGAGGUGACUCUUGGGUGGGUGGGGGGAAGGAUUGUGGGUUUGUUUUAGGAGUUGUCCCGACUGUCAGAAACUUUGCGCUGUGCGCAAAAAAAAAAAAAAAAACACCACAAAAAAGCAAAACAAAACAACAAGCAACCCGCGGUUCAAAGCGAUACUGGAACGUACGUGUGGAAUGUAGGAAUUGUACAGGCUCUGCAGCCAAACUCCGUGUAAGUAGUUAGUACCAUGGAAGUACGGUAUCAAUUAAAAAAUCUAUCCAACAACCA